CCUUGCCGUGCGUAAAGACACGUGAUGACGUUUGGAGAAAAAAAAUCAGGAAAUCCACCAAAACGAAAACUUCACGCUUUUAAGAUGGCGUGCUACGACUCGUGUAAGACCCUGGAGGAGGACAGUUAUGAGGGUGCAGUGGGGGGAGAGCUGUCUGAGUGUGCUCUGCAGAUGAUGGAAAAGGACCGUGAGUCACUCCUGAGCCCAUCGGAGGGGCCCGGAACCCUCACAAGCAGCAGCAGUCUCUCGACCCCGACCCCUCAGCAGGGCUACGAUGUGGAGUUUGACCCCCCUCUGGAGAGCAAGUACGAGUGUCCCAUCUGCCUCAUGGCCCUCCGCAACGCUGUCCAGACACCUUGCGGACACCGAUUCUGCAAGAACUGCAUCGAGAAAUCCAUACGGGACACGGGGCAGAAGUGCCCGGUGGACAAUGAGAUGCUGUCUGAGGACCAGCUGUUUCCAGAUAACUUUGCCAAACGAGAGAUUCUGUCUCUCAGUGUGCGCUGCCCCAACCCUGGCUGCUCAGGCAAGAUGGAGCUCCGCACUCUAGAGAACCACCUGUCUGUGUGCGAAUUCUCCACCCUCCCCUGCCCUCACUGUCAGAAGGCAGUGAGGAAGAGCCUGGUGGAGCAGCACGCCGGAGAGGAGUGUCCCCGCAGACCUGUGUGCUGCCCAGACUGUGUGGUCUAUUACAUCUAUGAGGAGAGACAGGUCCACGAGCAGCAGUGUCCCUUUGCCAGUGUUACGUGUCAGUACUGCGACAUGGACCUCCUAAGAGACCAGAUGGAAUCCCACUGUGACACUGACUGUCCAAAGGCACCCAUAGCAUGUACCUUUAGUAUUUUUGGCUGCAAGGAAAGGAUGCUGAGACAUGACCUGGCCCAGCACAUGCAGGAGUUCACUCAGAUGCACAUGAGGUUCAUGGCUGAGUUCCUGCGAGGCCUUAGUGUGAACGGUGCCAAGCCUCGAGCCGCCUGUAACGGCGCCCCUCCCCAGCCCAGCGAGGAAAUGCAGAGGCUGCGGGAAAUGGACACACGGCUGGUGAAGCAGGACCACCAGCUGAGAGAGCUCAUCAUACUCAAGGAGACACAGACGGGCCAGCUGACAGAGCUGCGUCGUAGGGUGUCCAUGCUGGAGGAGACGGUGAAAGAGCUGGAGGCACAGCAAUGCCAUGGAGUGUUCAUCUGGAGGCUGCGCAACUUCUCUGCUCUGCUUAAGAACCAGGAGGCAGGCCAGCCUGUGGUGGAGCACAGCCCAGGCUUCUACACCGGACGGCCUGGUUACAAGCUGUGUCUGCGGCUGCACCUGCAGACACCCAGCGCCCUGCGCUGCUCCAACUACAUCUCCCUCUUUGUCCACACCAUGCAAGGUUUAUUUGACAGCCAGCUGUCCUGGCCCUUCCAGGGUGUCAUCCGCCUGGCCAUCCUGGACCAGGGGCCUGAGGGCCAUCACCACAUGGAAAUGAUGGAGACCAAACCAGACCUGCAGGCCUUUCAGAAGCCCACCAUCCAGCGCAACCCCAAAGGCUUUGGCUAUGUCACGUUCAUGCACCUGCAACAGCUGAACCAGAAGGCCUUCAUCAAAGACGACACACUGCUCAUCCGCUGUGAGGUCACCCCGCGCUUUGACACUGGACACAGGGAAGGGCCCGCAGUGCAGGCCCGGGGCCUCGAGGCUCCUGCUGCCCGGGACUAAAAACCAGACUGUGGCUCUUACCGCCAGGGAAUAAAAACAUACAACCGGACUGAAGCCCCUAUUACCAGGGACUAAGGAUACAUGACCAGACUGUGGCCCUUAUCACCUUUAUCACCUAAAUAUACAACCACACUGUCCCCUCCCUACUGCCCAGGACCAGAGACGUACAACCAGACUGUGGCCUGUGCUGUCUGGGACUUAGGAGCAAGCUGAAGGAGCCCAGGCCUUCACCGCACAUUACAGAGGAGUUCCACUGCUGACACUGGUGCCAUUUACAGAAUAACUACAUGUCUCUUAGAUUUCUUAGCUCAAUACAAACACGAUAUAAAUGCUUUGACCACUUUACAGUUACAUAUCAAGUUCAAUUUCUUUCCAAUACAUUGCAAAGUAGCAGAGACUGAGGCCUAAGGAAAUUUAAAGUAAAAUCCAGAGCGCACUAAAAGAUCGACCCAGAGGAGUUGAAAUAAGCACAUUUUCUCUAGGUAAAUGAAUGUAAGGAGAGAUGUGAGUAGGAGCCAGUCUGGGACAUGCACUAGCUGAUGUGAGGCCUUUAAGUUUCAUUACAGAUGCUGUAUUUUACUUUUCCUCUCACUUCAAGAAUCAUCUAAGGCUCUGACACACAACCUUUACACAGAAGAACAAUAUCACAAAGUGUUUGAAUCAAAUGGUGCCAUAAGGAAGCGUUCUAGCACGUCACUAACCCACAGCACAACUGCACACUUUAUGAACGCUGAAUGUUGCUCUUUUUGCUCGUUAGGUGUGGACUCUUAACAGUAAAUGCCUUUUUGUGAACAAUCUCUAGAUCAAUCUCUUACUAUAGUUCUCAGUGUGUCUGUGUGUUUGUCACUGGCUAUAAUUUAUGCAUUGUAUAUUCAUGUUAAUAUUUUAAUGUUUGUGUAUUUCAUUCAUUAAAAACAUUGAACUUUA
Boleophthalmus pectinirostris (great blue-spotted mudskipper) is the source of this 2622-nucleotide messenger RNA. It is a transcript of the gene traf6, whose product is annotated as TNF receptor-associated factor 6. Gene Ontology annotation, molecular function: ubiquitin protein ligase activity; zinc ion binding; tumor necrosis factor receptor binding. The transcript has 8 exons. Bases 25 to 1695 code for a protein of 556 amino acids. Gene Ontology annotation, cellular component: plasma membrane signaling receptor complex. Lineage: Eukaryota; Metazoa; Chordata; Actinopteri; Gobiiformes; Gobiidae. The record is from RefSeq and is a predicted model, not a curated record. Gene Ontology annotation, biological process: interleukin-1-mediated signaling pathway; positive regulation of JNK cascade; regulation of apoptotic process.